GGAAAUCUACCGCAUCUACGCGGGCGCCGGGCUCGGGUCCGGCGGCUCGACGGGCGGCGGCGCGGGGGGCAGCGGCGUCGCCGCGUUUCGGGCGCGCUUUCGCGAUUUCGGGGACUGUCUGGACGAGGAAAACGACUACGUCGACCAAGACAUGCUGGUAAAGAAAAUCCGCAAGUGGAAGCUCGAUGCCAUGAGCCUGGAACACUGGUUCAAAUUCUUCGAAGGUAUAACGCAUGCCCAUCAUCAUGAUGCAUAAGUAACAAAUUUUCUCUAUCAUGCAUGCUAUGCAAUACAAAUUUGGGCAUCUUCGUUUCCCGCGCAUGCGUGCAUGCCAAAUUCCAAUCACGUUCACGUCAUUUAGCAGUUUUAUUUCGUUUUUGGUGUCAUAUUACGGCAUUUUUAUCAGAUCUUCUCGCCGCCCUGGCCACCCGACGGUCCACUGGCGGCAAGGUUCUCGGCGGGCCGUCGCUGGUGCGGAACGCCCAGCUUGUUGACGAGGCGAUCGACGGUUUGAUCGGGGGAGAGAAGGUCAGGAAGAACUUACUGACAACCGGCGAUAAAAAUCUGAAAUCAUCUCUAUCUUCCAGCGAGAACAACCCCAACAUGCCUUCUGCAACCCUGACCGCGCUGGAGAGGAUGCGCAAAGACAAAAUACAGACGGAGAAGACGCGGGACGAGAUCCUGCUCGCAGUGCAGGGAUUGGUGGAGUUCGAAAACCGAAUUCUGCAAACGAAGAAGUUUUUCGCGGAGGUCGACGUGGACUUGCAGAGCAGCCAGGAUUUGGUCAUGAAGAUUGUGCGGCACUUCAUGCAGCUGUUUGACGUGAAGGAACUCGAAGGGGUGUUGCCCGCGAUGAACACGGUCUUCGCUCGGCUACAUGAGCUGAAAAACUUCUGGAAGACGCUGUGUGUGGAACUCCGGGUCGACGCGAAUUUGCCGCCGUCGAAGAUUCUAGAGCGGCUCGCGAGUGAGCAGCGGAGUAAAAGUGCGGGUUUUUUAGGUGGUGGGUUGACGGGAAGAGGAGAGGACCACGAGCAGGCCGACUACACGACGCCGACGAGUGCAGCGUAACGUGCUUACUUCAUCAGCUGUUGAAAGAGGGUCAAGGUCGUUAGUAGUUCCAACGCUGAAAAUCCCAGCUGUGUUUUCGACGACGCAACUGGAAUGAAGCGGAAACCACAUGGAUGAUUGAGGUGGCCGUGGUGAUCCACAUUUUCGAUUUUGCAAAAAUCGCGAAUCGCAAGAGAAACUCGUCUGUGGUUCUGGAGCGAGCAGGGCGAUGCGGAUCAUACAGCAACUGCAAUCAGUUCAACAUGAACUGCACUCAAUGUCGUGGUUGUCAGCGCCGCAAACGGAAGUAAGCUAGUCGUGGCAGUCGCAGCUGAAAUACUA
Amoebophrya sp. A120 is the source of this 1392-nucleotide messenger RNA. NCBI's taxonomy places the organism in Eukaryota, Dinophyceae, Syndiniales, Amoebophryaceae. The record is from the annotation of a GenBank genome assembly.